AUGCCUCCUGCUUCUUUGCGCAAAGCUCCUCCUUCUGCCCCAAGCGACAGCGAUGAUGGCGAAUCCGACCCCAAAGAGAGCAAGGAUCAACACCAAAUAGACCCGGAACGCAUUCAAGCCCUUAAUAAAGCCCUUGACAGUCAAGGGAAAACAAAGCAAUCAGCGCAUGUCGCUUCCUUUUGUCUUUAUUCUCAAGGCUCACUUAAUUUUAGGGCAAUUCUCAAACCGUACACGUCUUUUGCUCGCUGGCAUACCCGGAGCAAAAAUCUCUACGAAAACUGGUACGAGGUUCUGGACCGCGGUAUUUCAUACUACAUAGAUUCAUUUGGGGAUACCGAUAUAAAAAACUUUGAAAAUCAAUACAGAAAUGAGCUCAUUGUUUUUGCUGACAUGAUCGCUGGUAUCAAAUGUUUUGAAUCAGACCUAUUCUACUUUAUAUCCCCGAAGAAUGUUGACCGAAAGGACGAUCUGGCCAAGGCAAUGAUUGCUGCAUCUGGGGCAGCCAGGUCCGAGGACAUUUCAACUCUUCAAAACACAAUUAUUACGUAUAUCAAUGAGUGUUCGCCAGCCAACAAGGUCGAAAUUAGUGCAACAUCCACCAAAUCGGAAUCGCGUGGAUUCAAGAACAAGGUUUUGGCUCGUCUUUUGUGCCCGAUGAAGUAUCUCAAGGAUUUUGAUGACAAUCCUACGGAAUUUAUGUGCAAGCUUGACAAAGAUGUAAUCCAUGUUCUCGCAAAGGACCUUCCCACCUUUCUGUGGGAAUCAGACAAAUUUGAUCCUGAGGAUUGGGACUCGGAGAUGUUUCGAACACGACUCAUAGUCAUGGUUUGGAAGCACAUUUUUACCUCGCCCUCGUCGGCUCUUAAAGAUAAGCCCGGCCAAACCAAAACACGAAGUUCCCAAGCCAAGAUACAUCACAUGAAAACAGUCACCCCAGCCUCAAUUGCGUAUGCCUGUCUGCUGAUCCGUUACUCUAUCUCAAGCAUCGAAGACUGGCGUAUUGAAGACAACGUUUUUGAUCGUCAUGAAUUUUAUAAAUACAUCAUCUCGCUGUUUGAACCAGAUAAAAAGGACGACGGGGACUCGGAAUGGUCAAUGGACACUAUAGAAUGGUGGAAUGCGAAGGUCCUGAACAAGGACCCUCGCUCAGCGAAAACUAAAGACAAUCUGGAUGGCCCAUCGACCUAUGAUACAAUUGCGGAACAACGACGUGCCAGAAAAGCACGCAAGGCUCAGGCAGCUGCAUCUACUACAGAAGGGGGGGGCAAGGAAGCAGGAGGUUCAGGUCAAGGCAAGGGAGGUAGAUCUGUAGGAUUGGGACAAGCUGGUACGUCUUCAAAAGAUAGUAAGAAGGUUGUACCGCACCUUGCAGUGCCUGCACAAUUGUCCCACCACACUCUUCAACCUGUACCCCCAUCCCGCCACCACAGUUCACCUCGUCAACAUGUUCAAUCUCCCCGCCGUCAUGAUGCUACAUUGCGUGGUCGGUCUCCCCGCCAUUAUUUCCAUGAUACUCCUCGUGGUCAGUCUCCCCGUCGCCACCAAUCUCGACCGCAGCAACGAACACCUUCAUCUCAACAUUACUCAGAGUCAAAAGGUCAACCACAAUCUUACCAUCACUCUCCGUCUCGUAGGCAGUCCCCUUCUCGUCGAAGUCCUCCCUCUCAUCAACCUCGCACUGCCAUGUAUCACCAGCCUAGCUCCCCCCACCCUCGUUAUGCAUCUCCUCGUUUUGAAGCUCGUGCACGUCAACAAUCAUUGUCUCGCCAUCGAUCUCACUCACUCAGUCCAGAUGGUACGUUGGAUGUCGAGCAGUACACUCCUGAAAAGGAUGUACCACACAUCUCUUCUCAAACCCUUCGCGAGGCCAAUUCGGAAUACUCAAGUCCACCAGCGGCUAAACUGCCAAAUUUGACAUAUCGCCCAUCUGCCAAGGUACUCGGAAAGCGAUCCCAGGCUCCUGCCGUAUCAGACAACGAGUGGGAAAACAGUGGAAGGCCCACCCAAAAAGCACGAUCUGCAUGUGGUACCCAGUCCUCCCCAUCUCGUGCACUGGUUUUCAGCGAGUCAUAUCAUAAUCGCGGCAGCGGCUGGUCUGCUUGA
This is a messenger RNA of Psilocybe cubensis, 2103 nucleotides long. RefSeq lists its product as uncharacterized. Bases 1 to 2103 code for a protein of 700 amino acids. NCBI's taxonomy places the organism in Eukaryota, Fungi, Basidiomycota, Agaricomycetes, Agaricales, Agrocybaceae. The transcript is spliced from 7 exons. The record is from RefSeq and is a predicted model, not a curated record.